AUGUUUCCUGAAAACUUACCAUCUUUAUUUGGCCACUUUAGCCAUGAAUCACAUACAGUUAAGGUCAUUAUUUCAUCACAUGACAAAAGUUCAAACGACACAACUUUAUGGUGUAAUGUGCAAUUGACAAAAGAUGGCAUUGGGGUUUGUCUUCCCAACAUCAAUUUAGACAAUUGCACUGAUAUUGUAUCCACUUAUCCCAGAGAUGACAUAUUCAUUGAUCCUCUUCAAAAUUUGAGUAAGACAAAAGCCGACGAAGAUAAUAUUGGUGUUGACGGAGAGGCGACUUUGACGCACCCUGUCUAUGAUCCGGUAGCAGGGUAUCUCAUGUUCAUUAACAAUGGAGUUUUCUCAGUUGAUGGGCUACUGACAGACUUCCCUAUAACUCCAUCAGAAGCAAUAGCUAUUGAUGACAACGAGAUACAAGUCGAAAUAACUUGGAUUGAUGGUUCUGAGACCACAGAAAUUACUAGUGAUGUUACCGUAGUGGACAGAAGAUUCAAGCACGGUAAGGUUGUUGCUUCUGCUGUAUCAACACAACAAUUAGGCCUUGUUAUGAAUGCCAAUAUUUCGGUUGAUUUACUUUCUAUGGAUGGGAAAGUGAUAAGAAAUGUCUGUUCUAAAGAUCUCAAACCCAUAAAAGAAGUCAAUGUCCAUGAUUUUGUACUUCUGGGUUCUGCAUUUGGCAAGGUAAAGAAAACCGUAGAUAUUGUUACCAUUCUAUCUGACGAUGGAUCCAUAUGUGAAGCAAUUGACGUUAAUCCUUUGGAACUGAGACCUCUUUUGAAGUACACUAGAAAUUGCCCGUACUAUCCGGGUCAAAGGGUAAGAUCUGUUUUAAACACUGUUUUCAAAAGUACUAGAUGGAUUUCUGGCUCGCGCAAAGCUAAUCGUCUUGAAGGCACUAUCAUCAAAGUUCACCCAGCUUCUGUGAAUAUCGAUUGGAUAUAUCCUUUGGAUCUGAAUGAUACUGAGCUGCCACCUGUUGCUUGGCACAAUCCGAAGGACUUAACUAUGUUGUCUUUCUUUACCUACACACAAUGGAAAUUAAUUGCUUUUUGUCAACUUCCAUCUUGUCAGCAGCCACCAUCUGUUGUUUCUAAAGGUACUUCAACUUCCAAAGAGACAAAUGACACCAAGUCAACUGAGGGUUCUCAGGAAAGCUGGCCUGACUACGAUAAAAUGCUACAGAACAUCUUAUCUAAGAGAGAGAUGAAAGCUUUGAAGAAAUCUUUGGAAAAAGAAGAAAGUUUUGAAAAGUGUUUUUUCAUAUUAAACACAUACACAACGGUUGAUGUGAUAUGGCAGAAUGGGACGAAAGAAUAUGAGGUGCAAUCGACAUCAUUAAUUCUGAGUUCUCAAAAUGACGAUCAAUUCUUCCUUGGAAAUUUUGUGACAAAAAAGACAUUAAGCGAAGAAGGUGAUUCUAUUGAAUGCAACCGUGUUGGUGUAGUUGUAAGUGUGAAUUUUGAGGAUAGAAUUGUAUGUGUAAGAUGGAGUGACAAAUUAAAACAAUUGGAUCGUGAGGAACUUGUUAGUGCAUAUGAUCUUGAUAUAGAAUAUAAGUACUGCUAUGGCGAUUUUGCUGUGCGCGUCUCUAGUACUCCAAUAGAUGAUGUAACAAUUUUAUCUAACUUUGGUAACAUAGUUGAUUUUCGAGAUGGUGAUGUUGUAGUUGCAUGGGCAAAUGGGGUGAUAUCAAAGGUUGAACCUCAAGAAAUUGUAGUCAUUAUUUUAAAUGAUGAUGAAACUGGGGCGGAUACAUCUGACAGUAAUGGACAGGAAACUAAUUCAGUGAACAAUGGCGAGGACACUACAACAUCACCAGAAGUUAGUGCUGGUGAAUCACAAGAAGACAACAUUAGUGAAUAUAAAUUCGAACAUUAUGAUAUUACUGAAAAUGCAACAUCACGAGAAGUUACUGGUGAUACACAAGAAGACAACAUUAGAGAAUAUGAAUUCAAACACUUUGAUAUUAUUGAAAAUGCAACGGGUCAUCAUUAUUAUGGCGGCGAUAAGACGGAUAAUAGUGGAAGGGAAUGGGCUAGUAGAGUUCAACGAGAAUGGAAGAUUCUUCAGAAAAAUCUAUCUGAUGAUAUUUACGUUCGAGCAUUUGAGGAACGAAUGGAUUUAAUAAGGGCUGCAAUAAUAGGAGCAGAUGGGAUGCCAUAUCAAAAUGGCAUAUUUUUCUUUGACUUAUAUCUUCCUCCAGACUACCCUAAAGUCCCACCGGUAAUUGAAUAA
Molecule: messenger RNA, 2244 nt
Organism: Zingiber officinale
Lineage: Eukaryota; Viridiplantae; Streptophyta; Magnoliopsida; Zingiberales; Zingiberaceae
Product: probable ubiquitin-conjugating enzyme E2 23
Exons: 9
Coding region: 1-2244 (747 amino acids)
Biological process (GO): lipid metabolic process
Molecular function (GO): phosphoric diester hydrolase activity
Source: RefSeq, a predicted model, not a curated record